AUGGUGGCUUUCUUUGGUACCCUUUUAAUCAAUUUGUGGGACUCUUGGAGGAGGAAUGGAUUAUUAGAUGAUGGAGAUAUUGAAUUAUUGAAAGACUGUUGUGAAGGUGUUCUUGAAAGAAAUAAUAUUCAAGGGUUAUUUACUAUUGGACUAUCGGUCAUUGGUUUGCUUGUUACUAUGUAUAACGGACAGGUUUUUUGGUUUGCUCUUAAUCCACUUAUUUGUUUGCUGGCUUUUGAAAUAAUUAUUUGGCCUAUUUUUUGCCAAAUUCCGAUACUUUUUGCAAAAUAUUGGAUCAAUUUUGAUAACAAAUUCAAUUCAUAUCUUUCAUUAUUGCGAGAAAAAGAAAUAUGUUUGUUCAGUUUGCAACCUUCUAACCAUCGUAACAGUUCAUCAUCUACAUUACCAUUUCGUCAAUCUCGCCUAAAUUAUCUCAAAUGCCUUCGCAAUUAUAUCGAAACAUAUCAUUCAGCCUCAAAAUCAAUUUGUUCCACCAAGGAUGAUGUCAACAAACUCUUUAUUAAUUUUAUUAGUCCAGAGAUGCAUUCACUCAUUUAUGAAAAAUAUGAUGGAUGUGAGGGUGAAGAACAAACAUUUUUGAGUAUAACAGCUUUAAAGAGUUUAUGGCAAUGCAUGUUUUUGGUCAGAAGUGAAUUUUUACGUCUCUUUUUACUUGCUAUUCACCAAAAUAUUUUGUUAUUUCAACCCUUUGAAUUUUUUAAAAAUAUAUUUAUUCUCUUCAAAACUUUUUGGAAAACAUUUAAUUAUUUGGAUUUAUUUAAUCAAAGAGAAGAAUUGGGUUUUAAAUCAACUGAAGUGAAACCUAAAGAAGAAAAAAUUUUGAAACAAAAAAUUGGAAAAUGGAAAAGUUUGAGUGAUUUUGCUAUUUGUAAAGCACAAUUGGAAUUUAUUCUUGAAAGUUUCAACAACAAUUCUUUUGAACAAGAAACUGAACAUAUAUCAGAACAAUUUGCUUUAAAUACAAUUUCUAAUCUUCAAUUAAUUAUUAAUUUGCUUAAACAAAAUAUAGAAAAAAAUUCAAAAGAGAAUAAUAAAAAAUUAGAAAAUAAAAUUGAAGAAGCUUUAAAUGAACAAGAAACAGUUACUUUAAGUUGUGAGACUAAAAGUGAUGAAGAUGUUGAUGAAAAAGAAGAGGAUUUUCAGAUAUUCGAAUUAAAUCCAAAAUUUACUAAAAUUGAUUCUGAAGGAUUUAAAUUUGAGGACCAAAAUAUUGAACAGUCUUCAUCAAAUUCUUCUUUACCUUUUGGUUCUCAUAAAGCUAUAACAAAUGAAUUAAAAAAUGUUUUGAAUGAAAGAAAAGAAUUUUGUUUAAAAAGGGAAUGUAAAGCUUUGGCAAAAUUACGAGGUGUUUUACCUGAAGAAAUUGAGAAAGAAGAACUUGAUAGAAAACCUUUUAAUUUUUGCAAGCCAACGAGAGAGGAAGAAAAAAUUGUUCCUAAAAGUCGAGGAGCUUUUGGUAUAAAUUCUACAGCAAUGGACACAAAUUGUUUAAAUGAAAUUUUGGAAAAACGCCAAGCUAUUUUUGCUUCUAAAAGUGAAUAUAUGAAAAUGGAAGAAUUUGGAGGAGGAGAUGAUGAAACUAAAGAGGAUGAACAGAAAUGAUUAAAGGUUUUAUUUUUUAUUUUGAGAAUAAAUUUUGGGAAAAUUUGUUAGAUGAUUAUAGACACUAUAGGUUGGGUCGAGUAAAUAUUUUUGAUCUCAAAGAUCGAUC
Molecule: messenger RNA, 1732 nt
Organism: Meloidogyne enterolobii
Lineage: Eukaryota; Metazoa; Nematoda; Chromadorea; Rhabditida; Meloidogynidae
Source: the annotation of a GenBank genome assembly